AUGUCUGUAGAAAUUGAUGGAAAUCCAUCUUUUGACGAUAAAUCAGCAAAGAAUAAAAAAUUAAAAAAGCGGAAAAGAAAAGAUGAAGAGAAAAAUUCAGAGUCUGAUGCUGCCACGUCAACAAUUGAGCGUUUAAAGAAGUCAGCUAGUCUUUCCCAAGCAGCUCAACAGGAAAUCAAAAAAAAGAGUGGGAAUGAACCGGAAACAGAUGUAGAAAUGCAAGAUGUGGAACAGAAUAUGCCGUUACAUGACCUAACACCAAUUCCUCAACCUGAUAUUGAUGAACAUCUAGAAGAAAAGUCUUUUUCUACUCCCUCUGUUGUUUCCUCUCUUCCAAAGUGGCUAUCGCAGCCUAUUUUGGUGGAUCCUACUACUACUAUCGAAGUUGCAUCCCUAAACAUCGAUAGUAAGCUCGUGGAAAAACUGAAUAAUCAAAACAUUACCCGCGGGUUUGCGGUGCAAUCAUCGGCUCUUCCAUUGUUAUUAAAUGAAGGAAGAGACGGGCCCAACUAUACUUAUGGAGGUGAUCUUUGUGUCAGUGCUGCUACGGGUAGUGGUAAGACCCUUGCAUACGUUCUUCCUAUCGUUCAGUGUCUAAGCAGGCGUAUUGUUCCUCGUGUACGAUGUGUUGUUAUUGUCCCCACUCGUGAGUUAACCAUUCAGGUUACUCGUACGUUUGAAACUAUCGGUUCCUGUAUGGGGCUUGGAGUUUGUGGAUGGACCGGACAAAAGAACUUGCAGCAAGAACAAUAUCAAAUGCUUGGGGGUUUAGAUGGAAGUGGAAGCACAGUGGAUAUUUUAGUGACAACUCCAGGGCGUUUGGUUGAUCACAUACAAAACGACAAUACCUUCACUUUACAGCACCUACGUUAUCUAGUUAUCGAUGAAGCGGAUCGACUUUUAGACCAGAGUUUUCAAAGUUGGGCUGAUGUUGUUAUGACAGAAAUCGAUCACCCAAAGUGUCUGCAGAUGAUGGAUAACGAGACUUCAAGUCAAAAACAAAAUGUAGCCCCAUACUUCCUCUCAUCAUUACCUACCGCUUUACCUCAUCAUUUGGAUUCCCCUUUACAAAAGCUUGUUUUUUCUGCAACCAUGACUCGUGAUCCAUCUAAGGUUGCAACUCUUCGUCUGCGAGACCCCCGCUUGCUACUUGUGCAAAGCGAAGGUGUAGAUAUCGAUGAUGGAGAAGAGAUUGAAGGAGACGCAAUUAUUUUUUCUGUUCCUCCUACCUUGAAAGAAUAUCGUGUUUCGGUCAGUGCGGAGAAGCCUAUUCUUUUGCAUCAACUUAUCCAUUCAAACAAUCUCAACAAUGUUCUUUGCUUUGUUAAAUCGAAUGAAGGUGCUGCUCGUUUGCACCGCUUGCUUGAGAUUAUUAAUGGUAUUGAAGGAAAAAACUACCCAUGUGGUCUGGUUUCGGGUAAUCUUUCUCGUGAUGAACGGAAAAAGAUGCUUAAUGGGUUUGCCUCAGGUGAAUUAAAACUUUUGGUAUGUUCAGACUUGAUGGCUCGUGGUAUAGAUGUUGCCAAUAUAGAGCAUGUAAUUAACUACGAUCCUCCGUCGAGUCUUCGUCGGUAUGUCCAUAGAAUUGGUCGUACUGCUCGUGCUGGAAGAAACGGCUAUGCUUGGACACUUGUGCAAGACCACGAAGGUCAUCACUUUUCGAAGCUAGUCAAGCAUUUAGGAAGAACACUUCCUCUUCAACGCCUCAGUUUGCAUCUGAAAGAUUUGCCUGAGGAGAAUGUCGAAUUGUAUGACAAUGCUCUGAAUACGCUUCGCACAGAGGUAUACGAGUCACGGAAAAGCUCAAAGUAA
Schizosaccharomyces osmophilus is the source of this 1812-nucleotide messenger RNA. It is a transcript of the gene dbp6, whose product is annotated as ATP-dependent RNA helicase Dbp6. The record is from RefSeq and is a predicted model, not a curated record. The transcript has a single exon. Bases 1 to 1812 code for a protein of 603 amino acids. NCBI's taxonomy places the organism in Eukaryota, Fungi, Ascomycota, Schizosaccharomycetes, Schizosaccharomycetales, Schizosaccharomycetaceae. Gene Ontology annotation, cellular component: nucleus. Gene Ontology annotation, molecular function: nucleic acid binding; ATP binding.